AUGCUCCAAGACAAUGGACAUGCACUCGUAUUCCCACAAUAUAUCAACCAGUGUAUCCUUUUUAAACGAGACCACUCACUGACAAUUCGCCGUUCUCGGGGCGGCUACCAUGUUACCUUCGACCAACUGGCUGCCUUCAACAUCUCUCGCGAUGCCGUCCGGACCAUUAGCUCUCCUGCUCCGGAGCCACAGGAUGCACAAGGGAAGGUUCGUUACCAAAGCUCUCCUGCUGAGCCCACAUCACCGACCCCACCUGUCCAUCCCUCUACUGGACGUUCCGUGGAUCCACCGACCCCUCUUCCUCCUCCACCCACCGACCCUAUCAUUACACCGAUCCCAACCCCCGUUCUAUUAGCUUCGACCACACCAGAUUCAUUUGCGUCCACUACCCCAGCCUCCGCAAUUACAACUAUGACCUAUGAUGAGUUCCACGCUAACUCCGGAAUAU
Messenger RNA from Sphaeroforma arctica JP610, 448 nucleotides. RefSeq lists its product as hypothetical. The annotation marks the transcript as partial. The record is from RefSeq and is a predicted model, not a curated record. NCBI's taxonomy places the organism in Eukaryota, Ichthyosporea, Ichthyophonida. The transcript has a single exon.